AUGGGUAGAUCCCCUUGUUGUGACGAUCAAAGUGGUUUGAAGAAAGGUCCAUGGACAGCCGAAGAAGAUCAGAAGUUGGUAGAUUUCAUUAACAAAAAUAACCAUGGAAGCUGGAGAGUUCUCCCCAAGCUUGCAGGCCUCAACAGGUGUGGUAAGAGUUGCCGGUUAAGGUGGACUAAUUACCUGAGGCCUGAUAUCAAGAGAGGGAAAUUCUCCGAAGAAGAGGAAAGAAUCAUCAUCAACCUUCAUGCAGUUGUUGGAAACAAGUGGUCGAAGAUUGCAACUCAUUUUCCAGGGCGAACUGAUAAUGAAAUCAAGAACUAUUGGAACACUCAAAUGAGAAAGAAGCUGCUACAAAUGGGACUUGAUCCAAACACCCACAAGCCGAGGACAGACCUCAAUCACCUUCUGAAUAACCUUUCACAGUUGCUUACCACAGCGAGUGUUGGAAACAUGAUGACUAGGACUCCAUGGGACAAUGCACUAAGGCUACAAGCCAGUGCUUCACAGCUAGCAAAAAUGCAGUUACUGCAAAAACUUUACAUGCAGGUUAUGAAUUCAUCAGUUGCAGCUCCUGCUAUAGAUAACCCGACUAGUAUUGGUAUAUUUGGUUCUCAGAACAUUGACCUCUUUGGAGGGAACUUCAAUGGAGCAAGUAGCAUGGUCAAAGAUCAAGAAUGGAACCACGAUAGCAUUCCUGGGGCUCCUAAUGAGUUGAACACUAUAUCCAACACUACAUUGGAAGGGUUUGAAGGAUUUAACAGCAAUGUGAACAACAACUUGAACAACUGCUAUGAUAUGCAGAACUUUAAGAACCAACAUCCUGAAUUGGUUUCAUCAUCUCCUGGGAGUUCAACCACCAAUAAUCGAAUUGAAAGAACGAGCACAAGUGAUAUUCAAGAUGCAGGUCAGUCAUCACCCACUUACAUCUUUGAAGAUUGGGAGAAACUCCUGGAUGAUGAUACAAGUGAAUCCUACUGGAAGGAUAUUCUACAGUAA
Messenger RNA from Argentina anserina (silverweed cinquefoil), 999 nucleotides. Its product is annotated as transcription factor MYB39-like. The transcript has 2 exons. NCBI's taxonomy places the organism in Eukaryota, Viridiplantae, Streptophyta, Magnoliopsida, Rosales, Rosaceae. The record is from RefSeq and is a predicted model, not a curated record. The coding region runs from base 1 to 999 and encodes 332 amino acids.